Messenger RNA from Laccaria bicolor S238N-H82, 1224 nucleotides. RefSeq lists its product as uncharacterized. The record is from RefSeq and is a predicted model, not a curated record. Bases 1 to 1224 code for a protein of 407 amino acids. Lineage: Eukaryota; Fungi; Basidiomycota; Agaricomycetes; Agaricales; Hydnangiaceae. The transcript has 2 exons.
AUGAUUGAUCGCAAAUUGAUCGUCAUCUCUACUACUUACAAGUCCGUUCACCAAAGAAGACAUACGGAAUCACGGACGGUGUCGUUGUCGACCCACAAAGAACUCAACGCUAACGACUUCUUCAGCAACACCGACUUGCUCUUGAAAAUAUUUGAUUAUCUUUUGUGGGAUGACGAUGACGAGCUAAUAAACUCGGACAACGCAAUAGCGUGCAAGCAUGCCCUAGCGCAGGCAGCAGUGACAUGCAAAACUUUAGAUCGCCUCUGGUGUAGCCUCGAUACUCUCUUCCCACUGCUCAAACUCCUCCCAUCAUUCAUACAAUGUAAAGGAACAUACGUCCUUCGAGGACCAACCGACUGGUCCCGCUUCGACUUCUACGCCAACCGCGUCAAAAACUUCAGCUACAUCCGUGACCCAGACCACCUCGACAUCGCACUGCACGUCUACUUCCGCAUCGCCCAACUCCUCCCCUCACCCAUCCUCCUCCCCUCCCUCCAAUACAUCCGCUGUCCAUCCAUCAGCUCAAAUGAUUUUCUCAUCUCUGGCAUAUGUCUCUCUCUCUCCCCGUCUUUGGUAGCAGUCGAGAUUAGGGAGAUUACAAGUGUGGAAGAUAAAUUGUGUGGGACUUUUUUGUAUACGCUUUUGAAUGAUGGUGCGGAGUUGGUGAAGAUUAUACUGAGGGGAGAGGGCCUGGGGAAGGAAUCGAUGGCGCUAAUACCUCGUUUUGAGAAGCUGAGGGUGUUGGAACUUGGAGGAAUGGGCGACUCUCUGAGUUUGCCGUGGUUGGAACGCGUUGGGGCACUGUCGGCGCUUACAGACCUCGACUUGGAUUUCAUAGACUCACCAAUACUCCCCUUGGCGAAAACCGUAGGCUUCAAACACCUAAGGAGUCUAUCCAUCUCCGCAUCGCUCCCAUUCAUCCUGUCGUUCGUUGUCAACAUAUCAACGGACCAACUAGACACCUUUGUCUGCCUCUCACCCCCUGAACCAGGGUUCGACAUGAAACUUUUGUUUGAGGACGUCGUUUCGCGCUGGCCUAGCUCCUUACGAUGUUUCGGGCUCAGAUUAACACCGGAGGACACGGAGGCGGAAGAGAAGUUACCUCUCGACACAUUAAAGCCUUUAUUCCCUUUACACAAUCUCCGCAUGCUCAGUCUACGUGGAUACCUUAUGGAUAUCAGCGAUGACCUGAUGGAAGAGUGGGCGAAGACCUGGCAAACUUGA